CUGAAAUCACAAUACUCGUGCUGCUAGAAAUUUUCUUAAAAAUCCGUUCUACCGAACUCAAACAACAACCAUUGUUUUUAACACCAGUUUUACACUUCAUGGUUUUAUUUGGCUCCCGUUUUAUUUACCUCUACUGUAAGUGAAAAACAGCUUUAAAAAUGCCAAAAGUACGAUCCACAGGGGGAGCUCCCCGAAAGCAGGGCUUCAACAGAUCCGGCCACUCAAUGAACCCGGAACGUUCGACAGAUAGUUUAAAAGGUGUAGCGAAGCCCCGUACAAAAGGCACAAUCAAACGAUUACAAAUGUACAGAAAUUUCAAGGCAAAAAGGGAUAAGAAAGGUAACAUUCUCACUCCAGCCCCAUUCCAGGGUAAACUACCAUCUGGUACCCAAGCUAGAGUGGAACCAAAUCAGAAAUGGUUUGGAAACAGUAGAGUGAUCUCUCAAAAUGCUUUGCAGAAGUUUCAAACUGAAUUGGGGGCAGCAAUAAAGAACCCUUAUCAAGUUGUUAUGAAGCCAACUACAUUACCAAUCACUUUGUUAAAUGAAAAAGCAAAGAAUGCCAGGGUACAUUUAUUAGAUACAGAGAGUUUUGAAAGUGUUUUUGGUCCAAAGAAGAGCAGAAAAAGGCCAAGUAUUGCUGUAAGAGGGUUGGAUGAGUUAACAGAACUUGCACAAAAAAAAGAAACUGAAUAUAGCCAUGAAAAGGAUUCAAAUAUUGUCAGAGACAAUGAAGGAGUCAAAGACAUGCCAAGGGACUGGGUAAUGGGAGCAGGCCAAUCUAGAAGAAUCUGGAAUGAACUUUAUAAAGUAAUUGAUAGUUCUGAUGUGCUGCUUCAGACACUUGAUGCCAGAGACCCUAUGGGAACCAGAUCAUCUUAUUUGGAAAAAUAUCUUAAAACAGAAAAACCUCACAAACACUUAAUUUUUAUAUUAAAUAAGGUGGAUUUAGUGCCAACUUGGGUUACACAAAGGUGGGUUGCCAUACUUAGCAAAGAAUAUCCCACAGUGGCUUUUCAUGCAAGUUUAACUCAUCCAUUUGGCAAGGGCUCUUUAAUAAAUCUUUUAAGGCAAUUUGCUAAGCUUCACAUUGAUAAGAAACAAAUUUCAGUUGGUUUUAUUGGUUACCCAAAUGUGGGUAAAUCAUCCAUCAUAAACACCCUCAGAAGCAAAAAAGUAUGCAAAGUAGCUCCAAUUGCUGGAGAGACAAAAGUUUGGCAAUACAUUACACUAAUGAGGAGGAUCUAUUUGAUAGAUUGCCCAGGGGUAGUUUACCCCUCAGCAGAAACUGAUACAGAAAAGGUCUUAAAAGGAGUAGUGAGGGUGGAGCUGGUUAACAAUCCUGAAGAUUAUAUUGAAGCUGUUUUAGAAAGAGUUAAAAAAGAAUAUAUAACAAAAACCUAUAAAGUAAAUGACUGGAAAGACCCAAUUGAUUUCCUGGAAAAGAUGGCUCAGAGGUCUGGCAGGUUGUUAAAGGGUGGAGAGCCAGAUAUUACCAGUGUUGCGAAAAUGAUCCUGAAUGACUGGCAAAGAGGCAAGUUGCCAUUUUUUGUUUGUCCCCCCGGAUUCGAAACUGGCUUACCAAAAGAGGAAACAGAAAAUGACAUAAAUGUCGUGCAAGAUUUCAGAAAAAUUCGAGUGGGAUUAAGUUAUGAAGGUGAAGAUGUCAAGGAGCUGGAACCUAUUAAAGAUGUUGAAAAGGCAGUUAAUGAAUAUGUUGAGGAGAAUAACAGUCAGGUGAAUGAGAAGGAGGAAGAGGCAGAGGAAGAUGCUCAUUCAGACAGCUCAAGUGAAAUGAGUUUUUAUUCUGACAUGGAGGCCGAAGAUCUAGAGUAUGCAGUCUCUGCGAGUGGGGACUUUAAAGUUGAGAAGAUCACAAAGAAAACAGACUCUGCAAAGAAAAUGACUAGCAAACAAAAGAGGGCCAUUGAGAGGGCUCAGAAGAGAAAGAAGAUUGGUAGCAAUUUCUAUGAGGUGACCAAUGUGAAAAAUAGAAACAGGAAUAAGAAAAAAACUAAAGGAAAGUAGAGAUGUUGUGACUGUAUAUACUUACAAGUUUUUUUUGUUCUUAAGAAAUAAACAUGUUUAUAUAUA
This is a messenger RNA of Anthonomus grandis grandis, 2093 nucleotides long. RefSeq names its product nucleolar GTP-binding protein 2. Gene Ontology annotation, molecular function: GTP binding. The record is from RefSeq and is a predicted model, not a curated record. The coding region runs from base 159 to 2027 and encodes 622 amino acids. Lineage: Eukaryota; Metazoa; Arthropoda; Insecta; Coleoptera; Curculionidae. The transcript has 2 exons. Gene Ontology annotation, cellular component: nucleolus.